Molecule: messenger RNA, 3111 nt
Organism: Triticum dicoccoides
Lineage: Eukaryota; Viridiplantae; Streptophyta; Magnoliopsida; Poales; Poaceae
Product: heat stress transcription factor A-2a-like
Exons: 4
Coding region: 1440-2558 (372 amino acids)
Biological process (GO): regulation of transcription by RNA polymerase II; cellular response to heat
Cellular component (GO): nucleus
Molecular function (GO): RNA polymerase II cis-regulatory region sequence-specific DNA binding; DNA-binding transcription factor activity
Source: RefSeq, a predicted model, not a curated record
CUUCUGGGUGAGCUAGCCGUGUGUUCAUUUUCCCCACCGUCCCCAACCACGAGUGAGAGCGGAGAGUUGAAGGCCGGUCGCCGUGUUGUGCCGGCCGAAUGGUGAGCAUUGCGCACCGGGGCGCACGCUGGACAGCUGCCCGCCCACACGGCGGCGGCGCACGUCCAGACGCGGCCACGGCAUGGCCAGCGGGUCGCCUCGGCCCGCACGGGCGCCGGUGGCCGGAGCGCCGCGGCGGAGACGGCAGCCGCGCCGCGCGCACGACGAGCCCGAGAGGAAGCGUAACGCUGCCCGGCUUGCGCGCGCGCGCGCUAGAAGGCCAUGCGAGCCCGCCCAGUUCGUGGCCUCUCUGCCUGCUGCGGUCUUGCGCCAAGCGCGCCCGAGCUCGCUCGCUCUUGUUCGUGGGGCGUCCGCAGGUAAACGAAAAGGCCGUACAGCCCGGAUCCACUCCACGGGCUGAAUGGCGCGGCUCUCUCUCUCUCUCUCUUAGGAAGUUCUGGGCCGACGACGACGGCUGGGAGCUGGCCCAGAGCCCCCCUCGAUAGAAAAAUCCCCAACCCUCCUCGUGCUCUCCCGUGCAACCGCAACAGACAAGGCACGCCGCGUAAGCUUUCCCCGCUGCAAAAGCUCACGGCGCCGCAUAAACAACUGAGCUCGCAGGCAAAAAAGAAAGCGCGUGCGUACCCCGGGCGUCGACAGCGAGGCCGCCGACCUCCCCGGGGGGAAAUAUCCCGGUCGACCACGGCCACUGUAGGCGCAUCGCGUCACGAGGGCGCGCCACGCGGCCAGCCAAUUUGGCGCGCUUUCCGCGCGGAGGCGGCGGUCAAUGGCCGCCCGGUCCCGCCCGGCUGGCGCAAAGCGACGCCGGCAGCCUGCAAUAAGAUAAGCGGCUACUUGUUCGAGCCUUCCAGAACCAUCGCCCCGCUCCGGGCCUUCCAGAACUCUCCCCGGCCACGUCACACAGGAUAAGCCAGCCCCGGGGAUGGUUCCAAUCCUUCCAGAACCGUCUCGAUCUUUCGGAAUUGGAAGCCCCGGCGGGUUGGUACGUGGGCUGUAUAAAUGGGCGGUGACCGUGCGCCUCUUCUGACGAGCUCGCUCAAGCGCCUCAAGUACGAAGCGUGAAGGGAUAGUACUGUACUUUCCUCUCCCUUCUUCUCCGUCCCCGGUCUGGUCUGCUGCUUCCGGGCGUCAAUGGGGAGCUCUGCCAUUUUAGGAGGAGCUGAGAUCCCCUGAAUUGGUCAACCACAGCAUUAAACUUUCGGGUUUGGUUCUUUGGAGUCUGGAGGAGGGCGACAUUUUCUCUAGCGAAGAUCGCCUUCUGUUAAUUUGGCCGGUUCUUGAUUCUUUCUGGACCUCGUUUUCCUUGGUCCGAUCGAUCACCGGUGCUCAGUAAUCCCCUCUGUCCAAUUUUUCUCUAGAGUUUGUUUGGUCGUUUGAUCAUGGACCCCUUUCACGGCAUUGUGAAAGAGGAGGAAUUUGACUUCGCCGGAGGUGCUGCUGAUGGAUACUCGCCGUCUUCGUGGGGCUCAUCCCCGUCUUCCUGGGGCUCUUCCCCAUCUUCGUGGGCCGGCGGCGGCGCCUUGGCGGAGCUGCCGCGGCCGAUGGACGGCCUCGGCGAGGCCUGCCCUACCCCGUUCCUGAACAAGACGUACGAGGUGGUGGACGACCACAGCACGGACACCAUCGUGUCAUGGGGCGUCGCCGGGAACACCUUCGUGGUGUGGGACGCCCACGCCUUCUCCAUGGUGCUCCUCCCCCGCUACUUCAAGCACAGCAACUUCUCCAGCUUCGUCCGCCAGCUCAACACCUAUGGGUUCAGGAAGGUUGAUCCGGACAGGUGGGAGUUCGCGGCGGAGGGGUUCCUGCGGGGGCAGAAGGAGCUGCUGAAGACGAUCAGGCGGCGCCGGCCUCAGUCGUCGCCGGCGGGCACGCCGGCGCUGCUGCAGCAGGGGCAACAGCAGGGUGCGUGCCUGGAGGUGGGGCAUUUCGGGCCCGAGGGCAAGGUGCAGCGGCUGCAGCGCGACAAGGGCACCCUGAUCGCGGAGGUGGUGAAGCUGCGGCAGGAGCAGCAGGCGACGCGCGCGCAGAUGCAGGAGAUGGAGGCGCGCCUGGCCGCCACGGAGCAGAAGCAGCAGCAGAUGACGGUGUUCCUGGCGCGCGCCAUGAAGAGCCCCAGCUUCCUGCAGAUGCUGGUGGAGCGGCAGGACCAGAGCCGGCGGAAGGAGCUCGCGGAGGCGCUCCUCUCCAAGAAGCGCGGCCGCCCCAUCGAGUACCUCCUCCCCCGCAACGGCGAGAGCAGCUACGGCGCCCCGGCGCGAGGCUACGGCCCCGGGCUCGCCGACGGCGGCGAGGGCAGGCGCGCGGACGGCGAGGACACGGAGAGCUUCUGGAAGGAGCUGCUGAGCCUGGGCCUGGAGGAGAGGCAUCGGGAGGCAGGCGGGGGCGGGGGAGGGGAGGCGAGCGGCGCCGAGGUGGACGACGACGUGGACGAUGAGGUGGACGAGCUGGUGCAGAGCCUCUACCACCUCAGGCCCAACCGGCCCCGCAGCUACCAGUGAAGGAACAACGGAAGGUUCUAGAGCGAGAAAUAUCUGCUGCCGCUCGGAGAACAACGCGGGGCCGCAGCCUGACAGCCCCAGCCAGCAGUGAGCGAAAGAAGAUGAAGGUUCUAGAACAAGAAGUUUCCGCUGGAGAACGUCGAACGCCGUGGGGUAGACCGUAGGCGUAGUGGUAGCGGUAGCGGUGGUGCUCCAUGCUCCCAUGGGCGUGGGCGUUGGGGGUUGGUCUGCUUUGCUCAUUUUCUAUUGCUAGUUGUAGUAGUACCUGACAUGUUGUCGGGGCCCCGCGGCCUGCAUGCGCAAGUUGCCCGAAACAGAAAGGGGCCAGCGCCUUUUGGCCUGGCGUGCUGGAAUAAUGCUCCGAGGCUUUGCCGGAUUAAGUACUCCAAGUUGGACGUAGAUCCAUCGACCCACGAGGCAAAGGCAAAGCCAAAGCGAGUGCUAGAAGAUUGCAGCAGAAGUUACACGAAGCUAGUGGAGCUCGCUCGGCGUUUUCAUGGUCGUGCGGGAAGAAAGUCUGGAAUGAAAAGGAAAGGCUAGCUCGUCAUCCUCA